Molecule: messenger RNA, 1827 nt
Organism: Geosmithia morbida
Lineage: Eukaryota; Fungi; Ascomycota; Sordariomycetes; Hypocreales; Bionectriaceae
Product: alpha/beta-hydrolase lipase region
Exons: 1
Coding region: 1-1827 (608 amino acids)
Biological process (GO): lipid metabolic process
Source: RefSeq, a predicted model, not a curated record
AUGUAUGCGGGUACGACUAUGGAGCUUCGAGAGGUCCAUCCUACUAGCAUCGACAGUCAUCGCUCUCAUUGUGCGCUGGAAGAACCCAUGCUACCGUCCCACACGAACCCACUGUUCGCGCCCCUUCCGCAUUACGGCCCGCCCUCGACGUCUCGAACGCUACAAAGUAUCUUGUUCCGCAUAUCGUCAUUUUGUCUGAGCCUCGUUUUUCUCGGGUCUAUUGUGAUAUGUUCCCUUGUGACAAGUAUCCCUCGUACCUGCAAACGAGCGUUUUACUGGUCAACGUUUCGUGACGUGGAUAAAAAUCGGCCACUAUACGACAAGGAGCAGCGACGCGCGAAAAUCAGGGCAUCCGAAGAGAGGGAAUGGGAGCUUCUUGGUCAAGAGGGCACAUCCCAGGAGGGGGAGUCAGAAAGAUUUGCUGAAGAGUUCCCGCCGAGCGAGGGCGGCAAGGAUCCCAUUGUGUGUGACAUUGGCUAUUAUGCGCGCCGAGUCGGCCUCGACGCGGAGCUUUUCAAGGUCCAGACCGAGGAUGGAUUCGUCAUUGAUCUAUGGCACGUCUAUGACCCCAAGGAAUACAACAAGCUCAGCGAUGAAGAAAGGGACUAUCAGGAUCCAACCAUCUGGGCCAAGAAUGGUGAGAAUAUAAAGAGACAGCGUCACAAUGCUUUGGACCGUAAACCCAAGGCGCCUGUGCUUCUAAUACACGGGCUCCUGCAGAGCUCAGGUGCAUUUUGCUGCAACGACAAUGACUCAUUGGCUUUUUGGUUGUGCAAGUCGGGCUAUGAUGUUUGGCUUGGCAACAACCGCUGUGGUUUCGAGCCGCGCCAUGUGUCACUGGACUACGGCGAUCCAAAUAUGUGGCGCUGGAACAUACUGCAUUUUGGGACCCUCGAUCUGCCUGCCCUGGUGUCUCGCGUUCUAUACGAGACAGGGUUCGCCAAGACAGGACUCGUCUGCCACUCACAAGGAACAACGCAGACAUUUGUGGCGCUGGCUAAAGAGCAAUGUCCAGACUUGGGCAAUAAGAUCACCGUCUUCUGCGCUCUGGCGCCGGCUGCAUAUGCCGGCCCGCUGAUUCGCAAAGUAUACUUUCGCUUCAUGCGCACCCUCUCCCCGAUUCUCUUCCACGUCGUCUUUGGUAUUCACGCAUUCAUCCCAUUUAUGAUGCAGAUGCAUGCUCUCGUUCCUCCGCGCUUAUACGGGUGGAUGGGCUACACUGUCUUGUCCUUUUUAUUUGGUUGGUCAGAUGCACGUUGGGAUCGGGGACUUCGUAACCGCAUGUUCCAGUUCUCUCCUGUCUAUGUGAGCGCGGAGUCGAUGCGCUGGUGGCUCGGCUGUGAUGGCUUUGCAAAACACAAGUGCAUUCUGGCCACCAAGGACGUGGUCCGAGCCGAGGACCGCAUUGAUGAAGCUACCAAUGGUGGUCCCUUACCUAACACGGUACCGACACCGGAGCUUGAACAGCAGUUGCCAGGUGCGACGGCCUGGUUCAAUGAACAAGCUCCCCCCUUUGCAUUGUGGGUAGCCGGUAACGACGACCUUGUUGAUGGGCGUAAGCUCCUGCGUCGGUUUGAAAGUGAUCUCGAGCCACAUGUCCGUGUGUGCCACAGUAAGAUCAUUGAGGAGUACGAGCAUCUGGAUGUCAUCUGGGCGAUGGACGCCAAAGACAAAGUCUUUGCCGAGGUCCGCGACGUUCUGUGGAAGAUGUGCGAUACACGGGACGAAUGUCGAGUGCCAAUAGGUUUCAGUAACCUCGAACCGAUGGAGGCCAAUACAGACCUGAUUCCAAACCAACACCUUAACAGAUUGGAUGCAAAUGUCUGA